Molecule: messenger RNA, 618 nt
Organism: Paramecium sonneborni
Lineage: Eukaryota; Ciliophora; Oligohymenophorea; Peniculida; Parameciidae
Source: the annotation of a GenBank genome assembly
GUGGAAUAAAAUUGAAUAAAUUUUAUUUCUAUUUAUUAAAUGUAUUCAUAUGCUCCACUUGGUGUUUCAUUUGCAUCUCCAAUAACAACAUCAUAUGUAAGACCUGCUCCAGGUAAAUUUUUAAUAGAUUAUAAAGUUUCUUAUAUAUAACAAGUGUAAUAUGCUUAACCAAUUACAUAUGCAUAACCAGGUCCAGCAACAAUAAAAGGAGAAUCUAGAUAUGAAUAUGUACCAUAUUAGAAAUCAGUGGUAGAAUUGGAAGAAGAAUAAAGAGUUGUGAAAGUAGUUUGUUAUAUAAAAAUAAAGGUACCUAAAUAAAAAUGGGUGACUGAUUAUUACCCAGUGGAAUAUCAAAAAGAAUAUAUACCAUAAGUUACAUAUGAAAAAUAAGUUGAUUAUGUUCCAGUUGAAAAAACUGUUCCAAGAGUGGAUUAUUUAGAAAGAGAAGUAAGAAGAAGUUCAUUUGUUGCACCUAUUAAUCCAGCACCUCCUAUCACUUAUGCUUCACCUCUCUCAUACAGUGUUGCUGCUCCUAUUGCUCCAGUUACUACAAGCUAUGUUGCACCUGCAUACAGUACAGUCUAUAGAUAUUGAAUAUUAUUAUUUAAUAAAAUGCAU